UGUGCGCGUGUGUUUCCCGUUCUCGUCCCCGCAGUUUGUCCUGGUGGCUAGAGGAGCCGCCGGAAGUUCGCCUAGAAUCCCGGGAGCCUCGCCUCUAGGCACUUCCUGCUUUGUAAACAUUUUUGUCCUCACCUGUUCUCCUUAUGUCGACCCUCCCCUAUGCACUUGAGAUUGCGCAGCGCAUGUAGGGACCGAGACUGACCUGAGGAGUGGGAGACCUGGACCCGAGAUCUAGAGAGAUAAGAGGGAGCCGGGGUUGGGGAGGGAGAUGGGAAAGAUGGGGAAAGAAGCUUGGGGGCAUUGGUGCUCCGCCCAGCCGGAGGAAUGAGCUUCUUUGAAGGAUUGGAAAGAAGCAGAGUUCCGGGCUGGAAUUGUGCGACAAGUGGGUCUUUUCUCCCCAUUUCCCUCGGGAAUGCGAGGCCUAGAAUUCAUCCUGAAGUUACAUUCUCUUUUGUGAGUUGUGUCCAAGUCCUCGUGAUCCCAUUUGGAGUUUUUUUGGCAAAGAUUCUGGAGUGGUUUGUCAUUCCUUUCUCCAACUCAUUUUAUGAAUGAGGAAACAGCUUUUUCCAGAAAUGUAUUCAGGUAAUCAACCUAAGUCUAAAGAGAAUUGACUCUGCUGGGAAUGCAGAUUUGAAGUCCAUCCUGAUAAUCCCAUUUAAAAGAUGCUGGCCCUGAAUAAGAUGACAAUCUCCUUAAACACCCCAAACCUGGUUAUACAUCACCAAAACAGGGGCCUGAAAGUAGAUGCCUCCCGGGAUCAGGUAAUCACCCUAGGACGAGAAAAAAAUUUUGAUCUAGAGACUUCUCGCCAGAGCUUCAGGUAUUUUCCAUACCCAGAGAAGGCUGGGCCCAGAGAGGCUGUGAACCAGCUUUGGGAACUCUGCCUUCAGUGGCUAAGGCCAGAAAUUCACACAAAGGAACAGAUCCUGGAGCUGCUGGUGCUGGAGCAAUUCCUGACCAUCCUGCCCAGUGAGAUCAGGAUUUGGGUGAAGUCACAGUGUCCAGAGAAUAUUGAGGAAGUGGUCUGCUUGGUGGAAGAUUUGACCCAAACCUUUGAGGAGGAAGCUUCAUGUUCUUAUGAUUCUUCUCAUCUUCAAGAAGAAAACACAGAGAAGGAAGAAAUGUUCCCAGUAACAAAAUUUCUGGAAUCAGUGACAUUCAAGGAUGUGGCUCCUGAUUUCACUUGGGAAGAGUGGGAGCAACUGGAACCUGUUCAGCAGGACCUCUGCAAGGAUGUGCUUUUGGAGAACUAUAGGAACUUAGUUUUUCUUGGGCUUUCAACUUCCAAACCAAAUAUGACCUCACAGAUGGAACAUAUGGAAGUGCCAUGGAUGCUGGAUUGUGAAGAGCCAAGAAGCAUCAGUCUAUACUGGGAUAGUGGACCUGAAGCUAAGGAGUUUUUUUCAAAGUGGGAAUCUUCUAUAGAAGAAUCAUCUCAAGGAGUGAUAAUAAAAAGAAAUAAUUCCUGCAACUUUGAACUGGGAGAAGCCUUCAAAUGUUAUGACAUGUUGGUGAGGCAGCAAGAUCAACAGGAAAAUCAUUUCAAGCUAGGGACAAUCACUCAUGAGGAAAAUCCAAGCCUAGUUAGAGGUUAUAAAAGCAAUGAAUUUGGGAGAAGCUUCAAUCUGAGCUCAAUGUUAAUUACACAACAUAGAAUUCCUUUAGUAAGCAGUCUUUCUAAAUAUGAUAUACAUGGGGAAAGCUUCAGAGAUAAUUCAGAACUAAAUAAAUGUCCAAGAAUCUAUUCAGAAGAGGAAUCUUUGAAGUAUAAAGGAUUUGAGAAAGUUUUCAACCAGGAUUUACAGCUUAAUCUCCAUCAUACUCAACAUUCUAGAGAGAAAUCCUAUAAAUGUAAUGAAUGUGGGAAAGCCUUCACUAAGUGGGCAAAUCUUACGCGACAUCAGAGAAUUCAUUCUGGAGAAAAACCCUUUAAGUGUAAUGAAUGUGGGAAAGCCUUCACCCAGAGAGCACAACUUACCCAACAUCAACUUACCCAUAGUGGAGAGAAACCAUUUAAGUGUUAUGAAUGUGGAAAGGCCUUCACUCAAAGGGCACAUGUAACUCAACAUCAACUUACUCAUAGUGGAGAAAGACCUUAUAAAUGUAAUGAAUGUGGUAAAGCCUUCACCAAUCGAGGAAUACUAACUGAUCAUCAGAGAAUUCAUUCUGGAGAGAAACCCUAUAAGUGCAAUGAAUGUGGGAAAGCCUUUACCAAGAGAGGAAUACUUACUCAGCAUCAGAGGAUUCAUUCUGGAGAGAAACCUUAUAAAUGUAAAGAAUGUGGGAAAGGCUUCAAUAGGAGUACACAUCUUACUUUACAUCAACACACUCAUAAUCAAGAGAAACCAUUUAAGUGUAAUGAGUGUGGGAAAGCCUACAGCCAGAUUUCACAGCUCAAUACUCAUCAAAGAGUUCAUUCUGCAGAGAAACCCUAUAAAUGUAAUGAAUGUGGGAAAGCAUAUAGUCAGAUUUCACAGCUCAAAAUUCAUCAAAGAGUUCAUUCUGGAGAAAAACCCUAUAAAUGUAGUGACUGUGGGAAAAGCUUUAACAGGAAAACACAUCUUACAAGGCAUCAGAGAAUUCAUAGUGGAGAGAAGAACCUUGCCCAUAAUAGAGACUUAAUGAAUGUUUAUUGAAUUGAAAAUCAAUUGAAUUGCUUUGUUGAAUUCUAAGUAGCCUAAAUAGCAUUGCCAUAAUUUACAAAACUAGCUACUUUUCAAAAAAGAAAAUGUUAGUCAUGCAUGCUUGAUGAAGUUAUGCUGAUCUUUUAAUAAUUUCUACAUCCUUAUUAUUUUUUAUUAUUAAUUUAAUAAGUACAUACUUUUCUGUCUACAAAGAAAAAAGAUUGUGUAGAACACUGCUAAUCUCUGUUAUGGAUAAUGUUUUCAAGUAUAUAUUAAAUUUAAUAUUGCACUACUAGUAUAGCUGUGUGUCAUGUAUUCCUUUCUGAGCUUUCUUUAUGUAUUUUUUCUAGUAUUUUUAUUGACAUGUUUGUCUUUUACCUCUCUUUUUUUUUGUGGCAUAAUCAGUACCCUUCCACUUGUUCCAAUUCACUCACCUUAAAUAAAAACCCUCUCUUAUAAAAAAUAUAGUCAAAUAAAAUAAAUCUAUACAUUAUUCAUUUUUGAAAGUGUAUGUUUCCAAUUGUACAAAAAAUCAAGCCAUUCUCCAAUUGACAAAUGGGCAAGGGACAUGAACAGGCAGUUCGCAGCCAAAGAAAUCAAAACUAUUAAUAAGUACAUGAAAAAGUGCUCUACAUCUCUUAUAAUCAGAGAGAUGCAAAUCAAAACAACUCUGAGGUAUCACCUCACACCUAGCAGAUUGGCUAACAUGACAGCUAUGGAAAGUAAUGAAUGCUGGAGGGGAUGUGGCAAAGUGGGGACACUAAUACAUUGCUGGUGGAGUUGUGAAUUGAUCCAACCAUUCUGGAGGGCAAUUUGGAACUAUGCCCAAAGGGUGAUAAAAGACUGUCUGCCCUUUGAUCCAGCUAUAGCACUGCUGGGUUUGUACCCCAAAGAGAUAAUAAGGAGAAAGACUUGUACAGGAAUAUUCAUAGCUGCAUUCUUUGUGGUGGCCAAAAAUUGGAAAACGAGGGGAUGCCCGUCAAUUGGGGAUGGCUGAACAAAUUGUGGUAUAUGUUGGUGAUGGAAUACUAUUGUGCUAAAAGGAAUAACAAAGUGGAGGAAUUCCAUGGAGACUGGAACAACCUCCAGGAAGUGAUGCAGAGCGAAAGGAGCAGAACCAAAAAAACAUUGUACACAGAGACUGAUACAUUGUGGUACAAUCGAAGGUGAUGGACUUCUCCAUUAGUGUCAAUGCAAUGUCCCUGAACAAUCUGCAGGGAUCUAAAAAAUACUAUCCACAAGCAGAGGAUAAACUGUGGGAGUAAAAACACCGAUGAAAAGCAACUGCUUGACUACAGGGUUGGAGGGGAUAUGACUGAGGAGAGACACUAAAUGAACACAAUAAUGCAAAUUCCAACAACAGGGAAAUGGGUUCGAGUCAAGAACACAUGUGAUAACCAGUGGAAUCGUGCGUCGGCUAUGGGAGAGGGAAAGGUGGGGGAAGGGGGGAGGGGAGGAAAAGAAAAUGAUCUUUGUUUCCAGUGAAUAAUGUAUGGAAAUGACCAAAUAAAAUAAUGUUUAAAAUUAAAAAAAAAA
This is a messenger RNA of Monodelphis domestica (gray short-tailed opossum), 4160 nucleotides long. RefSeq names its product zinc finger protein 215-like. Gene Ontology annotation, molecular function: DNA-binding transcription factor activity, RNA polymerase II-specific; RNA polymerase II cis-regulatory region sequence-specific DNA binding. NCBI's taxonomy places the organism in Eukaryota, Metazoa, Chordata, Mammalia, Didelphimorphia, Didelphidae. Gene Ontology annotation, biological process: regulation of transcription by RNA polymerase II. The record is from RefSeq and is a predicted model, not a curated record.